UCAUGUAGGGUUUAAUUCAACACAUUUUUCAUUUAGAUACAGUGACUCAAAAUGUGCUCUACCAAACGGUUGAGCAAGAGUUUCACGAGUUUUUAACUACAACUUCACCUGACACCGUUUCAUGUGUUUGUUGCUGGUGCUUGCUUUAUGUUUUCAUUUCAUUCAUGAAUUUAUCAGUGACAAGUAAGAACAGCCAAUGCCCUGACAUACCGACUUGACCUAGUAAAACAUCUUUGUCAGUGCGUGUAUACACCAGUUUUUACGACAGUCAGUGUCAGACAGCAUGGCUGCCUCCGUAAAGUGCGUUUGUGUAACACAGCAGGAGUUUGGUCAUCUUUAAACGGAUUUUGAUUUUUCACCCUGGAAAGUAAACAACAAAAUUCAUUUGUCUUCAGCAACAGAAAGUGUAUGCAUCCCACAUGUUGAUGAAGAAGCUUCUCCCCCUGCAAAGUUUCCUGCCGCUGGUUCCCAGACGGGCCGGCCACCUUGCCCGACAGCAGUAUGACGUCAUUGUUGUGGGUGGGGGUCACGCAGGGACCGAGGCGGCGGCGGCAGCAGCCAGAGUUGGAGCUGAGACACUUCUGGUCACACAGAAAAUACAAACCAUUGGUGCCCUGUCCUGUAACCCGUCUCUGGGAGGAGUAGGUAAGGGCCAGCUGGUGAAGGAGGUAGAUGCUCUGGAUGGGCUGUGUGGUCGAGCAGGAGACUGGGCUGGGAUCCACUUCUCUAUCCUUAAUCGUAGAAAAGGCCCCGCUGUGUGGGGCCCGAGGGCCCAGCUGGACCGGCAACGUUACAGAGAAUUUAUUCAGUCAGAGCUGCUGUCCACUCCCAAGCUGACCGUGUUUGAGGGCUCAGUGGAGGAUCUGCUGGUAUCAGAGCCGAACCCAGAAGAGCCUGGACACCACAGAGUCACUGGGAUACUUUUGGCAAAUGGAAGCCAUCCAAUCUCAGCCAGCUCUGUGAUUCUUACCACUGGAACUUUCCUGUCCGGCUCCCUCUUCAUGGGCCAAAGCACGUCCCCCGGGGGUCGGAUUGGAGACGCUCCAUCGAGUGGUGGGCUGUCCCAGACACUAAGGGAGAGGCUGGGGCUGAGGACAGGCAGACUGAGGACUGGUACCCCUCCCAGGAUUCUGAAGGAUUCAGUUGACCUCUCCCAGGCUCACCUCCACCCCGCUGACAGUCAUCCAACUCCGUUCAGCUUCCUGAAUACACACACACGCUGCAAGCCAGAAGAGCAGCUGCCUUGCUAUCUGACCUAUACUACUCCUGGUGUAGAGAAAGUGGUGAUGGAGAGUCUUCAUCUCAACUGUCACAUACAGCAAGACACCAAGGGUCCCAGAUACUGCCCAUCCAUUGAGUCGCGGGUGCUUCGCUUCCCAGGCCGACAGCACCAGGUGUGGCUGGAGCCUGAGGGGGUGACCUCUGACCUUCUGUACCCUCAGGGUCUGUCCAUGACCAUGCCCCCUGACAUGCAGCUUCGCCUCAUCAGAGAAAUCCCUGCCAUGCACAGAGCUGAGAUCCACACGCCGGGUUAUGGUGUGCAGUAUGAUUUUGUGUGUCCCACUCAGCUGAGCCCUGCCCUGCAGGUAAAAAGCACCCAGGGGCUUUUUCUGGCCGGUCAGAUUAACGGAACAACGGGGUACGAGGAGGCUGCUGCACAGGGCCUGUGGGCGGGGGUGAAUGCUGCCCGCUGGGCGCUCUCCAUGUCUACAGUGGCAUUGUCUCGGACAGAGAGUUACAUCGGAGUUCUCAUUGAUGAUUUGGUGAGUCGAGGCGUUACAGAGCCAUACCGCAUGUUCACCAGUCGGGCGGAGUUUCGAGCAUCUCUGAGGCCAGACAACGCUGACCUCCGCCUCACUCUGAAAGGAUUUGAGAAGUUUGGAUGUGUGUCCGCUGUGCGCUACCAGAAGGCUGCAAGAGUGAGGGACUGUCUGCAGGAUGCUCUGUCAGCCCUUCAGAAUCUCACUCUGUCCACAAACAUCUGGAGAAAAAAGCUGCCCAAUAUACAUAUGAGUGAAGCAAAGAGCGCCACAAUGACCGGUAUGGAGGUGCUGCAGUACAACGAUGUGUCCUUUGAAAUGUUGGCAUCUGCCUUCCCAGAGAGCCUUUCAGCUCACUUGGAAUUCUCUCAAAGACUCAAGAUAGAGGCUGUGUACCGGCCUCACUGCAACCUACAGAGGAAAGAUAUUGAGAGAAUUCAGAGGGAGGAGAACAUGUUGCUCCCACAGGACAUAGACUAUUUCUCUCUGCCGGUGUCCCUGUCUCAGGAAGUCAGAGAGAUUUUGGACAGAGUUCGACCGAGCACUCUGGGUGCUGCAACACGUUUGCAAGGUAUAACGCCAGCUGCAAUCGUCCAUCUCCUCAACUAUGUUUGCCACACACAUCAAAAGGAGAGAAGAAUACGCAGAAACCAACAGGACCAAAAGGAGGAGAGAGAAGAGCCGCUGUGUACAAGAAAUGCAUCUUUACCUCAGUGAAAUGAUGACUCGUAAAAUGUAUUGUAAAAUUUAUGUAAUCCUAAAAAAUGUACAAAAGUAUAAAUUAAGAUGUUUGAAUG
Plectropomus leopardus (leopard coralgrouper) is the source of this 2557-nucleotide messenger RNA. It is a transcript of the gene mto1, whose product is annotated as mitochondrial tRNA translation optimization 1. The record is from RefSeq and is a predicted model, not a curated record. Gene Ontology annotation, biological process: tRNA wobble uridine modification; tRNA methylation. NCBI's taxonomy places the organism in Eukaryota, Metazoa, Chordata, Actinopteri, Perciformes, Serranidae. Gene Ontology annotation, cellular component: cytosol. Gene Ontology annotation, molecular function: flavin adenine dinucleotide binding.